AUUUGCCAUAUUCCCCAAUCCCAUUCCAUACACAACAAAAGCAACAACGUGGGAAGUAUUCAUUUGUAAGAACAAUAAUACAGGAGAGAGAGAGAGAGAGAGAAAUUAUUGAGAGAGAGUGUCUGGAGAGAGAGUGUAACGGCCGAGAGCGGGGGGAAAGCGUCGGUGGAAGAACCGGAUGAAAUUGAUAGGGAACCGUACGGACUUAGAUCCGGAAGAGUGCGGUGGAGACGCCGCCGCAGACGGCGGAGGAGCGGUGGUGCUGGUCGCCGUGAGGUUGGAUUCUCAGAGCAGAGAGUUACUCACUUGGGCUCUCGUUAAGGUCGCUCGCUCCGGCGAUCGAGUUGUCGCUCUUCACGUCCUCAAUCCCGACACUGAAGGCAAGUCAACUCUUCUUUCUCUUGUCCGGACGUUCGAUUCUGUGCUCGCUGCUUACGAAGGUUUCUGCAAUCUCAAACAGGUUGAUCUUAAGCUUAAGGUUUGUAGAGGUUCAUCAGUCAGUAAAAUUCUGGUCCAAGAAGCGAAAUCUUACGGCACAGCAAGUGUAAUAGUGGGACCAUCAAAAGCACAUCACACAAUUCGAUCAUCAGUGUCGGUUGCAAAAUACUGCGCAAAAAAGCUCCCCAAAAAAUUUUCAGUUCUUGCAGUCGAUAAUGGCAAAAUCCUGUUUCAGAGAGAAGCAAGUGAUUCAUCACAAGAUAAUGAUCAGAAAAAAAAUUAUGCUCGGUCAAUUCAUCGAUCAUUGAGCAAGAGACCAAAAGUACAAAAUAAUGCAACGGCUGAUGCGGCAGCAUCAAAAUCAAGUAAAGGACAUCUUUCUUCGCAGAAAAUCAAUUCAGCUGCAGAGAACUCAUCAAGUGGUGGCAAUGAGGAAAAUUCGUUAGCUUUGGUACCAGUUAUGAACCAACUAUCACCCAAGUCAAAACAUGGUUGGACUCUGCUCCGCCGGUGGUUUUUGCACAACCAGGAACAAACUGAUAAAUCGUCUUUGAAGAAGAAAUCUGUAAUGCAACGGGUACUUAAAGUACCUAGCCGGCAAUCUUUGGCUGCCGUCUAUCCUGAUCAUAAAAGGAGUAACUCUGACAGAAACGAAGAUCAUUCUCUGAAUUUGGAUGGAGAGAGUGGUGCAAUUGUUCUGUUUGGGACUGAUAUUGCCUCAUCACCUUCUUCCCCUGGCUACAGUCCAAAAAUCCUUCGUAAAGAAUUGGAGGGACUCGCCGAGAAGUACUCAUCAGUAUGCAGGCUGUUUAGCUACCAGGAACUUUUGUUGGCGACAUCUAACUUCAAGACUGAAAAUUUGGUUGGAAAAGGUGGUAGCAGCCUGGUUUACAGAGGAUGUCUUCCAGAUGGCAAGGAACUGGCGGUGAAGGUCCUGAAACCAUCUGAAGAUGUGUUUAGGCAGUUUGUUUUGGAAGUUGAGAUUAUUACGACUUUACAUCACAAGAACACAAUACACCUAAUUGGAUUCUGUUUUGAGGACAAAAGCCUACUCUUGGUUUAUGAUUUUCUAUCAAGAGGAAGCCUAGAAGAGAAUCUUCAUGGUAAUAGGAAGAAUGAAAUUGCAUUUGGUUGGGAGGAUAGGUAUAAGGUGGCUUUGGGUGUUGCUGAAGCACUGGACUAUCUACAUAACGGGUUACAUAACGGGGCUGCUGAACCUGUCAUUCACAGGGACGUGAAAUCUUCAAAUAUCCUUCUCUCAGAUGAUUUUGAGCCACAGCUGUCAGAUUUCGGACUAGCUAUGCGGGCUUCGGAUUCCACACACCAUAUGGCAUGUACUGAUGUUGCAGGAACGUUUGGUUACUUGGCUCCAGAAUAUUUCAUGCAUGGCAAAGUGAACGAUAGAAUUGAUGUCUAUGCAUUUGGUGUUGUGCUCCUUGAGCUUUUGUCUGGUAGAAAGCCAAUUGACAAUGGAAACCCAAAGGGCCAGGAAAGCCUGGUUAUGUGGGCAAAAUCAAUCGUGAAGGAUGGCAAGGUUUCCCAAUUGCUGGAUCCAAGCUUGGGUGGAAACUAUGACCAUGAUCAAAGUGAGAGAAUGGUUUUAGCUGCUGCCCUUUGCAUCAGACGUGCACCCCUAUUUCGGCCACAGAUCAGCCUUGUUUUGAAGCUCCUACAAGGUGACACAGACGUAAUCACAUGGGCAAGACAGCAAUUCAGCUCUUCAGAAGAGCUUGAUGCUGUUCAUGGAGAAGAAUUCCCAACAAACAUGCAAUCCCAUCUUAAUCUCGCGUUGCUAGAUUUGGAGGAAGAUUCUCUCUCUACUGACAGUGCUGACCAAAGUGUCUCGGUUGAAGAUUAUUUACAAGGGAGAUGGAGCCGCUCGCCUAGCUUGGAAUAAUUCAAAUGAUAUUGAGCGUGUGAUUUUUCUGUAUAUUCACUUGGCAUUGUUUUGUUUUUGUUUUUGUUUUUGUUUUUGUUUUUACUUUUUGAGUUGGUUUGCAUGAUGCUGGUGGCUCUUGGAUGAGAGGUUGGUUGCAAGGUCUGACCUCCGCCUUGCCUGAAGUAGUCAUGCUGUGGCCUAG
Molecule: messenger RNA, 2519 nt
Organism: Camellia sinensis
Lineage: Eukaryota; Viridiplantae; Streptophyta; Magnoliopsida; Ericales; Theaceae
Product: kinase with adenine nucleotide alpha hydrolases-like domain-containing protein
Biological process (GO): protein phosphorylation
Molecular function (GO): ATP binding; protein kinase activity
Source: RefSeq, a predicted model, not a curated record